AUGUUCAAGUCCAACGAUAAGAAUGGUCUGAGAACCUUUGACGCAGCUGAAGCUGAAUCAGUGUCGACAUCCACACAGGCAGAUGGCAGCAAUCCAAUUGACAACAUGCCAGAAAAUAUCAGAACAGAAAGUGGACAACAUGGAUUCCAGGACCAUCACAGAAAAGCAAUCAUCAUUUUUGUGAACAGUUUGGGAAUGAUCAUUUGUAUGAUUGCGACCAACAUUGUUCUUCCAGUGAUACCUAUUCUAAAAGCUGAAUAUGGUUUGUCUACUACGGAGAUAAACAUGGUUAUGACAGGAUAUAUGAUCAUUCAAGGGGUUUCACCAGCUUUCAUGUCUGUAAUUUCCGACAUGAAAGGCCGUCGUAUGGCGUGGAUUAUCGCACUAGUUGUGUAUAUUACGGCUAAUGUUGGCCUCUCACUACAAAGCAACUACGCUGCGCUGGUUUCUCUUCGCUGUCUCCAGAGUAUUGGAAGCAGCUGUGCGAUUCCAUUCGGAUUCGCAGUUGCGGCAGAUAUAUCGUCCUCCGAGAAGAGAGGAAAAUACAUAGGUCCCAUGCAAGGCAGUGUAAUGGGUGCUUUUGCCUUUGGCCCUGCUAUCGGCGGGUUGCUUGCCAACUCUUUCGGGUGGAGGAGUAUAUUCUGGUUUCUGGCCGCCAUUAGUGGUGUUUUUCUGGUGAUAUACUUUGUGUUCAUUCCUGAAACCGCCAAUGGUAUUGUGGGAAAUGGGUCUGCUUGUCCAGAGCAGCGGCGAAAACUACCGUUGAUGCGUCUUCAACUUACUUAUGACACGCAUCAAAGCUCACUGCACGACACUGAUCGGCAAGGUACAGAUCGCAAGUUCUGCUCAGAUCUUUUCAAGGCUUUCGCUAUACUCAGGAAAAGAAACGCAUUAAUCCUGAUCAUGUACACAAGCCUGCUCUACUUUGGUAUCUCCGCGUUAUGGGCGACUACAGCCAACCAAUUCGGCAGGAAAUACAAUCUCAACACACUGCAGACUGGGCUAUCAUUCCUGUCAGUAAAUAUUUAA
This is a messenger RNA of Penicillium cosmopolitanum, 1029 nucleotides long. RefSeq lists its product as uncharacterized. Gene Ontology annotation, molecular function: transmembrane transporter activity. Bases 1 to 1029 code for a protein of 342 amino acids. Lineage: Eukaryota; Fungi; Ascomycota; Eurotiomycetes; Eurotiales; Aspergillaceae. Gene Ontology annotation, biological process: transmembrane transport. The transcript has a single exon. The record is from RefSeq and is a predicted model, not a curated record.